Messenger RNA from Hippocampus zosterae (dwarf seahorse), 7243 nucleotides. RefSeq names its product forkhead box O4 (gene foxo4). Gene Ontology annotation, cellular component: nucleus. Gene Ontology annotation, biological process: regulation of transcription by RNA polymerase II. The transcript is spliced from 4 exons. The record is from RefSeq and is a predicted model, not a curated record. Gene Ontology annotation, molecular function: DNA-binding transcription factor activity, RNA polymerase II-specific; RNA polymerase II cis-regulatory region sequence-specific DNA binding. Bases 747 to 2600 code for a protein of 617 amino acids. Lineage: Eukaryota; Metazoa; Chordata; Actinopteri; Syngnathiformes; Syngnathidae.
GGCCCGCGUGGACUGUACGUACCUGGAACAGUUACGUAAGGCACUAUAAAAGCCUCAAAUUUUGUUUACGCCCGCGUUUCCCGGCCGAAUGACUCAAUUUCCCAGAAUGCACAUGGGCGCAUGCGCAGUACGUUUUACUUGACAUUGGUAAACAGACGUCAGAAGGGAGUCUUCACCUCGAGUCAAAACAAAACAAACGCCAACAAACUAUUCAAGACAUCCGAGGGGAGCAUCUUCGGACCACCGGGACGACCACAACUUCCAGCCGAGACGCCGCCGCCUCUAAACUGCCACUUCGCGCGAGUUCUGGGCGGCUCUCGGCGGACUUUUCGGCGCGUUGAAAACUCCGGAGUAGCAGCAGCUUAAGCGGCUAACGUGAUCGGGGGGCUACCCGGGCUUGUUUUCCCAACAAGUUGGGAGCUUCACCCCGGGGGGACGAGACGCCGCUGCCGCCGCCGCUGAACGAGCUUCCUUUAUACGACCACUUGUUGAAAGUCGAGACGAACACUUAGCGGGGGUAAGAAGCCCGGCGUGGCGAUCUCCGGGGCCUCGGCGGCGUAGUCAGAGGCGUUUUGUAACCGCCUCUCGUGGCAUCGUGUGCGGCGCCACGAGUGGACAAACAUGGCAGAUGGCGACAUGUGGCGGAUUGUGCACACCUAAAAACACCGCUCUUUGGAUGAGAUUCUUGGACUUGCGUACAGUUAAGCGGAAGUAGCCAAGAGGUGGAGGUGGACGAGAGACUCACCAUGGAGGAGUUGCCGGCACCGCCCAUUGACCCAGAUUUCGAGCCACAGAGCCGGCCCCGCUCAUGCACAUGGCCGCUGCCCCGGCCAGACAUCUCGGCCGUGAAGCAGGAAACCCCAGACGGCACCGAGUCCGCCGCCGGGACACCGCCAGCUGAUGACGACAAGCCGGAUUCGCAGCAGCGGCAUGCUGCUGCCGUGGCCGAACCAGAGAAGGCGGCGGCCACUGUGACAGGGGCAGCAACCGACCCCACCGUGGGCGGCGUGACCCCUCGCAAGGGUUCAUCCAGGCGCAACGCAUGGGGAAAUCAGAGUUACGCCGACCUCAUCAGCCAGGCCAUUGAGAACUCGCCCGAUAAGAGGUUGACGUUAGCGCAGAUCUACGAGUGGAUGGUCAAGACUGUGCCUUACUUCCGAGAUAAGGGCGACAGCAACAGUUCAGCCGGGUGGAAGAAUUCCAUCCGCCACAAUCUGUCGCUGCACAACAAGUUCCUGAGAGUCCACAACGAGUCGACGGGCAAGAGCUCCUGGUGGAUGCUCAACCCCGAAGGAGGCAAAACGGGGAAAGCACCCCGCCGCCGUGCCACCUCGAUGGACAACAGCAGCAAGCUGCUGAAGAGCCGCAUGCGCGCCAAGCAGACCAAGAAGCAGGCGAGCACGGGGGCCGGCGGCGGCGUUCUACAGGGUGAUGGCGCAACGGUGGCGGCGGGGACCGGCGCCGACAGCCCCAACUCGUCUCAGCAGUUUCCCAAGUGGGGGGUGAGCAGCAGCAGCCCGUCGUCCCGCGGCAGCCUGGACGACGCAGACAUGUGGACUUCCUUCCGGCCGCGCACCAGCUCCAACGCCAGCACCCUGAGCGGGCGCUUGUCGCCCAUCGCGCCGGGGCAGGAGGAGGACGACAAUCUCCCUGAGGACGGGCUGCUGGGCCGCUACGCCGCCAGCGCCCUGACACCCACUCUGGCCGAGACCCUCAUGGAGGAGCUGGAUCUGAUCGACGGGCUGACUCUAAUGAGUGGCCAGCAGGGCGGUGCCAGUCCCAGCACGGCCCCAUCGGCACCGCCCACCCCGCUGCCGUCCGCCGCCACUCUGCUGCCACGUGGCUCCUCGUCUUUCCCCUCCUUUCAUCAGCUGCAGGCACCGCAGACGCCGCCCCAGGCGUCGGUGGGGCCCGCCAGCAAGGAUGCCGCACCCGCGUUUGGCAACUCUCUCUUCAACUCCUCUCACGGCAACACCUCCGCCCACUACGGUACCCACGUCCCCUCCAGCUUGGAGGCGCUGCUCACCUCCGACUCUCCUCCUCCAAGUGACGUCCUCAUGGCACAGGUGGACCCGCUCGUGCCCGCCCCGGCAGGCCUCAUGGGCUUGGGCUCCCCGGUAGUGGGCGUCAGGCCCAAACCCACGCAGCUGCUCCUGGGGAAAGGCCUGGAAGCCAACACGGUGGGCCCUCGAAGCCUGCAGCCACCCAUGCAGCACCACCUGCACCACCAGCAGCACCAUCAGCACCACGCUCCCCUUAGUCUGGGCAUGAUCCUCUCCGGCAUGUCCCCGGACCCGCUGCAGAUACCUGGUCUGAAGGUGCAGCAUACCGCCCCCCAGCACACCGCCAUGUCGGCCGCAGGCCCGGCCCAGUUUGUGGCGCCGCCCUGCUUCCAGACGGUGCCGGAGCGGCUGCCCACUGACCUGGACGUGGACAUGUUCACUGAGAACCUGGACUGCGACGUGGACUACAUCAUCAACAGCGACCUCAUGGAUGGAGACGGUAUCGACUUCAACUUCGACCCCGUCCUGCCCACUGGGCAGGGCUAUGCAGGGCCCGCCACCGCGCAGGGCUCCGCCCACAACUGGGUGCCCAGCUAAAUGCUUUGCCAGGAGACAAGACCCCGCCUCCCUGACUCGGCCCUCCCCAAAAAGGACAAAAAGUCUUACCGCGUCAUCACGCGGACCAGCCUCUUGUCACGUGCCAACGCCACCGCCGACUAUGCACAUGCUCCUCCCCACCCCCUGCCUCUUUCUCCUCAUCUUCCUCCAUUUUCUUGGAUAUUUUCUUCAUCAAGACUUCCUCAACUCCGCCUGCGAGUUGUCAACAUGUUACGCACAAACAUUUUUCCGGGUGGAUGCGGUACCCCGUCGGCUUCUGGAUGGAGGCUUUGUGUGUGUGUGUGUGUGUGUGUGUGUUGAAGAAAUGGCCAGUUUCCCUGCAGGAGAAAGAGCCUGCAGAUCGGUACAAAAUGAGAACACUGACGAUUGUUUCUCACACAAGACGAUACAUGACUUUUUUUUUUUAAACGUUUAAUUUUUUUUUUUAAUUCAACACUACCGGUAAUUGCUAUUUGGCCAAUGUGUGUUGUUGUUUUUUUGUUUUGUUUUUACCUCCAUGCAGUGUAUUAAGCGGUGUAUAAAGUAAUUAGGCGGAGUACACACAUACCGAUAAUUGGGACACAUUUCUGCAUUCUCCCAUUUCCCAAUCUAAGGCCUUCUUCAUGGAUAUCUCAAAAGAUUGUCCCGUGGCAUGGAGUGUCGGGAUUUACUACUCAAAAACAUUCAGGGCUGACUGUUGCAGAUGUUAAACCCGUUCAAUACCUACGAUUGGAAAUUCCGGAUGUUUACGGUAAAAAACGUUGUUUGUCUGAGCACCAGACUGCGCUUUUGACGUGAAAUGAUGGGCACUUAAGCUGAAUGUUUCAUUCCGAUCAUAGUUGGCAUUGGUCCGAUUGUCGGCUCUCUCAAAAAGAUCAUCUUUUGAUGUGGGGGGGUGUUUGGGGUGCGAUCUCAUUGGGCCAACAAUUGUGAAUGUGAAAUAUGUUUCAUAUUUACAGUGGCCAAUAAGGAGGGUAUGUCCAUACCGAAAGACAAAAUAUUAGCGUUUUACAUCUUUUACAGUCAGUCAUUUUAAGGCCUGAUUAAUUGACAUCUCUAAAAAAAUUAUCCCGAGUGAUUAACCUGUGGUGUGGAAAAAUAAUAAAGCCGCUCAAUUGACACAGACGAGAGUCAACAAUUGAGUAUACCAGCACCGUCCUCGGUUUUCCUCCCCGAUCGAAUUGGACAAACGUGAAAUGCCGUUCAAUAUUUAUGAUGGCAAAUUCUCGUGCGCACAUCCUGGAGCUAUGACCUCUGCGUCAGGAUUUGCAAAGCGCUUUGUUACAACAAGCACUGUUGAAAGGGCGAGAUCGGUAAAGAGGUCUCCUAUGACUGGAUAAGCUAGCUGUUAGCCUUGUGUUAGCGAUUCAGUCAUCCUGUGCGCAGGGUCACAUUUGGUACAGUGGCAUUGACAAAAUGGGUUCUCCAUGUUGAAAAUCAAUAUGCGUGUGUGUAUCCCGCUUUAGAUUUGAUUUGCAGUAGGAUCAUUCGAAAAAAAAAGCGAAUUAAUGAAAUGAAGUUAUUUGUUUGGAUGUUUUUCGGGCAUUUGAGGUUAAAUUGCCAUACAAGUGAUUGUUUGGCUUCUUAUCAAAUGUUACUACCUAAGUUUUGAAUUUGUUGUAAUCUUUGUGCAUUUUUUUCUAGCACUUAACAAAUGACCUUGACCAUACAUUCAACUUUUUUUUUCUUUUUGGGUUGAAACAUUUCGACACACAAUGCACACAUUGCACAUAACUAUUGGCACGCUAUGCAGAUUUAUUCAGAGAAUUUUGAAGGAAAUUUUAAUCAACAACGACAACAAAAAAAACACGAAGGGUUUUAAUAUUUUGCCGCAUGCCCUCACUAACUUGAAAAUAUAUACAAGUAUAUAUAUACAGGUAUAUACAUAUAUUUUGGGGUUAUAGCUUUAAUAUACACGAUAGCUGGAGAAUUAUAGAGAUGCUAUUUUAAUUAUUAUUUUUUUUUUUACAUCGGAGGGUUGGAUUUUUCAGAUUUGUAACAGCAGUUUUUCUAUACUUAUUUUUGUAAAAAUGGACGCGCAUGUAGAUUUGUGUGUGUGUAUAUAAAACCUUACCAAAGGAACACUAAUAUUUGCAUAUGCAUGGCAUUUAGGGGGCGCACUCAACUCGACAUAGUGUCUCAGUGUACAUAAGGUUUUUUUUGGGGGGGGGGGAUUUUUCUUGCUUUUACACAUAAGUCAUCUCAAAAACGAAAUGGUAAAAACAAACAAAAAAACCCCCACAAGACUCAUACAACCGUUACCUCUCAGGGUUGCUCAGAAGAAGAAAACAAGCUCAAUCAUGUGACAAAAUGAAAAAAAUGUAUUUAUUUUUCAAUUUUCUGCCGCAACUGGAAAUUGUUGCUUUUUGAAACGUUGGCAUCUUAAAAAAACAAACAAAAAAAACCCUGCUAUGCAUUUCAUUUGUAGCUUUUUUUUGGGGGGGGGGGGGGCAUUUUCACUUCCUGCCAAGAUGGAAACACUAGCAUGACGUUGCUACUAGUGUGUACGCAAAUUGUUCUCUUUUUGUGUGUGUGUGUGUAUUUAAUUUUCUAAUUUUCUGGUCAUGUACAGUUUGUUCACCAAUCAUUUCAUACGUUUAAAGAAAAAAAACUGGUUUAAAAAGAAAAAGUCAAAAAAAGCACUCUAUUUGCUUUGGCGUGGUGCUACGAGUCAUUUUGGAUGCAUAUCAGGGCCUUGGUGAAAGUUACCUGCAAGACUCAAUAAUAAUCCUUUUUACUUGUUUCAUCAUAUAUGUUUUAUAAUCCCUCCCCUCUUUAUAUACGUAUAUAUUAGUCCUCAACCUUUCCACAAUAACUAGUAUGACACCCCAAUCAUUUGAUGAAUUGAUGUAUGGAAUGUUAACUACAUGGAACUGGACAUGUGGUGUGUGUGUGUGUGUGUGUGUGUGAGAGAGAGAAAUUGCCGCGUUAAUUCCAUGUUCUACUCGUGCACUUGUGUACUAGUACGCUCUUUGUCCUCAUGAGUCGGAUGGUUCGGCACACUAGUAGGAUAUGGCAGCUUCAAAGUGUGACAUUAUUCAAUUCCACGAGUUCUAGUUAACAUCUUAGCGCACGGUUGUCAAACUCAAGGCCCAGGGGCCAGAUCCGACCCGCCACGUCAUUUUAUGUGGCCCACGAAAACAGAUCAUGUGCGUCAACUUCCAUGAUCCUUUCUAAAAUCUGUACCAAAAUGUCAUGUGUAAUAAAUAACACUGAGAUUUUGCAAGAAUUUUCUGACCCGGUUUAUAUUCACUUGAAUAGUAAGUGAACAAAUAAGAAACAAAUAAUAGACUGAUUUCAAAACUAGUAAUCCAUCAAUUUGUUGUGGACAAGUUAUACUAUGUGAUGAUUCAACAUUAAUUAGGCCUUCCGAGAGACGACGUAACUCCAAAGUGGCCCGUGACAAAAAUGAAUUUGACACCCCUGAUCUAGCGCGUAACCGUGCUUGUUCUACUCGUGUGCGGAAGUGUCCAAUAGUCGUGGACUAUUGCAAAACAAUAUGAGCAUUUACUCAAUAUUUUACUCGUGCACUGUCAUGUACUAGUUACUAGACUAUGCACGAGGAGAAUGAAUGACUGUCGACAAUUAUGUUUCUACCAUUGCAAUUUGACACUUUUGUGCACUAGUAGAACGCCUUUGGCAUCCUCGUAGGACGACGACAUGUUACUAGUCAGGCAAAAGUGGACAGUAAUUGAUAUUUGAGCGCAAGUGACAUUCGACUAAUCUGUUGCUUCACUAAUAGUACUACGAAAUUCUAAAAGUACCAUCUAGCGCUUGACUAGUCGUACAAGAGGCAAAUCUUUCUACUAGUGCCGCGUUUUGCCUCACAAGGAACUAGUCCAUGUCCGAUUAGUGUGCAGAAACAAAAGACAAUCUUUUUGACUUAAGUGUUACUAGUAAGACAUUGUUGAUUGUCUUACGAGUAGUACUGUAUACUGAUGUGAACGACAGCACACUUGCCUCACUAGUGACAUGUCCUACAAGUUGUCCAACAGGACACAGAGUAUACUAGUACACAUCGGAAAUCAAGGAUGUAGAAUAAAUGCGGGAAACAGUUGUUUCAGCAUUUAUUUGAUAUCCUUUGACUUCAAGUGCGCGGCACGUUUACUAGUUGGCCAAGUAGCGUUUAAGGUGCAGCACAGUGGUUUAGUAGUAAACAAGUAGACCAAAAGUGGCACUUGUAGUGGAAAAACACUCCUAUUUAGACAAUCACUCUCGCGGUGUGCUGAAUUGGCACACGAGAGAGAACUAAAGAGUGUACUAGUACACGGAGCUAAAGCAGAAUACGGAAUGAAUGCUCCAUGGGCUUUCCAGAAUUGUAUGUUGUUUUGGUUUAUUUUUAUUUUUUGCUGGAGUCACUCCACUUGUACUUGAUCUCCAUUUGAUUUUUUUUGUCCCUUUGAGCUACUAGUCAGUCCCCCUUGAUGAUGUUUUUGAUGACUUGGAGAAGUCGGUCCCCAGGUCACACAGUAUUUUAGAAUUUAGCUGAACGGGAUGAGAGCAGGAAGCAGUUAUUUUCAUGAUGAUUUUGUUGAUUGAUGGGUUGAUCUUGAUAAGUAGUUUUCGCGCUCCUUCCUCGUCCUCAUCGAGUCGAGUGUGACGCAACAAAUGGAAACUUUGAGUUAAUAAACUGCUUUAAUCCA